UAAAAAAUGUCUUUCUUUAAAUUACUGCUUGUGUUAUUAAAAUAAAUAAUAAAAACACGAAGAAGCAAUAGUGGAACGUUUUCGACCGAUUUCGCCGAUGGCAUACACGAAUCGAAAAAGCGCACGAGGUGUUGUGAUGGAGGGAACGUUUUGGGGUCGGACACUUCCUGUUUUGUAGCACCAGUAUGAAGAAAGAGCAGGUUGUGAAUUGUCAGUUUUCCGUUUGGUAUCCCAUUUUCAAAAAGCACACAAUUAAAAGUUUGAUUCUUCCACUUCCUCAGAAUGUAAUUGACUACUUACUGGAUGAUGGGACACUUGUAAUUUCUGGAAGAGAUGAAACUCCAAGCCAUUCAGCAGCAAAUAAUGACAGUGAAGAUGAAAAUGAAAUACAGUGGUCAGAUGAUGAGACAACAGAAAUUGUCACAGCUCCAGAAUUUCCAGAGUUUGCAUCAAAGGUGCAGGAAGCAAUAAACGUAUUAGGUGGCAGUGUUUUUCCAAAACUCAAUUGGAGUUCACCAAGGGAUGCAAAUUGGAUUGCUUUGAACAGUACACUGAAUUGCCGGAGCCUCAGUGAUAUUUUCUUACUUUUAAAAAGUUCAGACUUUAUUGCCCAUGACUUUACACAGCCGUUUGUCCAGUGUAAUGAUGAUUCCCCUGAUCCCCAAAUAAAUUAUGAGCUUGUUCUGAGGAAAUGGUGUGAAUUAAUUCCUGGAGGAGAAUUCAGAUGUUUUGUAAAAGAAAACAAACUUAUAGGUAUCUCCCAGAGGGACUACACACAAUAUUAUGAUCAUAUUUCCAAGCAGGAAGGUGAACUUUGUAGAUCCAUUCAAGAUUUCUUUAAGGAGAACAUACAGUAUGCAUUCCUAGAUGAAGACUUUGUGUUUGAUGUCUACAGGGACAGCUCAGGUCGGGUAUGGCUAAUAGACUUCAACCCUUUUGGUGAAGUGACAGAUUCACUUUUGUUCACCUGGGAAGAGCUAACUUCAAAAUGUUGCCCUCAGGGAGAUGAUAAUGAGGGAAAUAUUACAGAGCAGGAUAUGCCUGCAUUUCGUUAUACCACAAGUGAAGUGACAGUACAGCCAAGCCCCUGUUUGAGUUAUCGAAUUCCAAGAGAUUUUGUGGACCUUUCCACUGGAGAGGAUGCCUAUAAGCUCAUUGACUUUCUCAAACUGAAGAGGAAUCAACAAGGGGAGUCAUCUGAUGAAGAUGUCUAAUGUUAAAAUGUUGCACACAUUUCUUUUUCUUAGUAUUCUACAUUUGUCAGGUUAAUAAUAUUUCUAAGGAUAUACAUUGGAAAGACUUUUCUAUUUUAAGAUAAUAUCUGUAAAGUUUCAUUCAUUUAAAGAAAAUUAAAAUUUCUUUAAUAUUAUAAAUAUUAUACAUGUAUGAUCUAUAUUUCAUUUUCAGCCAGUGAAGCAAAUGUCAUUUAACCAUAAAUAACACAAAUUGCAAGUUUUUAUCUUUUUUUCAUUUAAAAAAUCUUUGACAUCCUUGAUCUUUACAGUGAUUACUGACAGCAUCUGGGAAAAUAAUUAUUGGGAACAAAUGACUAAACUUAGUGGUUCAUGGUUUUGAAAAAUACAUAACUGGAAGAGCUAAUACAUAUGCAUAAACAAAAUGAAUAAAGUCUGAAUUGUUAAAGCAACAU
Molecule: messenger RNA, 1648 nt
Organism: Erpetoichthys calabaricus (reedfish)
Lineage: Eukaryota; Metazoa; Chordata; Cladistia; Polypteriformes; Polypteridae
Gene: cdc123
Product: cell division cycle 123 homolog (S. cerevisiae)
Exons: 13
Coding region: 186-1214 (342 amino acids)
Cellular component (GO): cytoplasm
Source: RefSeq, a predicted model, not a curated record